UGCUGCCCUUCUCACUUCGUUCCCACGGAUCGAAAAGAAAAAGGUGGCACGGAUGGGAAUUUCCCUUGCUUUUGUCGUGCGCCUCCAUAGACUGCAUGCGUCCAAGGCGCAACCCCUUCUCGCAGCCACAGUCCAUCGUCGACCGCAGCCGCCAGCCGUCAGCUACAGCUACAGCCCGCCCCAGAAUGUAGUCAAGGUGCCACUGUCUUGUGAUUUGUUUCUUUCUCAGCCCAAAUGCCAAGGAAAAUGAAUCGAACUGCCUUGCUGCCGACCGUGCUUUGAGACAUUUUGGGGUCAAGAUCCGGCUUUUCCUCGAUGAGAGUCUUUGAUCUUUAUCUUUAUAAGGGAUGGCUAGUCCCCCCGCGAGCCCCUAACCCCCCGCGAGCCUUACACACCCUCACACGUCGCACAACUCAAGGGAGAGAAGACCCCUAGACCCGAGUCUUUGGAGAGACAGGAGAAGAGAGAGACAGAAAGAGAGAAAGCAAGAGACAUACACGCCCAUAAACCAAAUAUCACGAAGCUUUUCCUGAGCGCGGGUCGCGCGUUCCGUCCAAACGCUCAACAUGGAUCCUUUACCACAGCUAUCGCCCGAGCAGUUGCAGGAGGAUAAGUCGCCCCUGGUUCUGGGAGUGAUAUCAAUGUGCCUCUUCAUAUCGACGGGCAUAUUGAUCCUGCGCCUCUGGACCCGCUUCCACAUUGUCAAGAGAAUUGGUAUCGACGACUGGGCUGCCGCUUUCUCGUUGAUAUCGGUAUUAGGCGUCGGUCUUUCGCAGGCAGUGAUGACGCGGUAUGGCCUCGGGAAACACCAACAGACGGUUGCGCCGGAAGAGAUGAUUGGAUUCAUGAAAUGCUUUUGGGUCUCUGUGCUCUUCUACAGCCUGGGCCACUUGUCAUUCAAGAUGGCAUUCUUGCUCCAGUACUACCGCGUACUGGUGACUCACUACAUGAAGAAGUACUACAUCGCAGCCAUGAUCUUUGUAGGGCUUUGGGGGCUUAGCGUUGUGAUCAUCUCAUUCAUAUGGUGCAUUCCUCUCGAGGGUUUUUGGGACCACUCAGUCCCGGCAAAGUGUCUUCCUCAGCAAGUCCUAUUUUACCUCUUCGGGGCCUGCAGUAUCGCAACGGACGUUCUCAUCUUCCUUCUGCCGCUGCCAGCGCUGAUCCAGCUCAAACUUCCGAGGACUCAAAAGCUGUACCUGCUUGGCAUCUUCAGUCUUGGAUUCCUUAUCGUUGGGAUUUCCGUCUUGCGCCUCCAAUUCCUGAAGAUCAACCCAGACUUCACCUACUGGAACGUGGAGCCCGCCAUGUGGUCCCUCGGCGAGCUUUCAGCGGCAAUGGUAUGCCUUUGCCUGCCUCCUCUCAAAGCCCUCGCAGCCCGCAUGGGCCUGCUUGUCACCAGGACGGGGACUUCGAGGACUGUUCCCUCGACGGUCGACCGACACAGCCGUGGCCCGGCGUCCAACGCGCCGCUCUCGCCCAUUCCCAAGGCGGUCGAGACAUACACGACAAACUCUCCGAGCGAGAAGCCCGGCAGCUUUGGUAACUACGUGGCGGAGACGGAGCGCAGCGAAGAAGAAGUGACGCGGCCGAGCCCGGCGCACAUGGUAUAACAAUGUACAACAACAUGGGACACUUGGGACCUACGAUUUUUAUGAGAUAAUGCAUUCUGGAAGGCGCCAUCAACAAAUUGGGGUUAUCUCUUCCGGGACUGGCUGAAAUUUGGGUAAAUGUAGCAUUGGGAGUUUGGGCACAUCAGGAUACCACCAGACCACGAGUCACAACAGACAUUGAUAGUAAUAAUACCACGAA
Molecule: messenger RNA, 1809 nt
Organism: Colletotrichum scovillei
Lineage: Eukaryota; Fungi; Ascomycota; Sordariomycetes; Glomerellales; Glomerellaceae
Exons: 5
Coding region: 567-1610 (347 amino acids)
Source: RefSeq, a predicted model, not a curated record